This is a messenger RNA of Podarcis muralis (Common wall lizard), 2621 nucleotides long. It is a transcript of the gene FAM120B, whose product is annotated as family with sequence similarity 120 member B. Gene Ontology annotation, cellular component: nucleus. Gene Ontology annotation, biological process: peroxisome proliferator activated receptor signaling pathway; fat cell differentiation. Lineage: Eukaryota; Metazoa; Chordata; Lepidosauria; Squamata; Lacertidae. The record is from RefSeq and is a predicted model, not a curated record.
GGCGUUGUCAGCGCGAGGGCGAGGGCGGGUGGCUUCUCUCCUUAAGGCACAACGCAGGUGGUUGCCUGUAUGCGCCCAGAAAAGGGCACAGUCAGGUGACCUGGUGAGCCUCUCGGACAAGGAAUUCUGUUGAGAGGUUGUGCCACCUCCAUUUAGGGGACUGGAUAUUCAUGGUUCUUGAAGAAACCGAACUUUACGUAUCGCUGCAAUAUGGGCGUUAAAGGCUUGUAUUCGUUUGUGACCAAUGACUGUCCGGGUGCAUGUACAGCGGUAAACCUGAAAGUAGUGGCAGAAGAGCACCGCAGCAAGUAUCCUGGGUCUACUCCUGUCCUUGUGGUAGAUGCCAUGUGUUGUAUUAAAAAGUGGUACACAGCAGAAUCGUGGGUUUGUGGUGGCCAGUGGCGCGAAUAUCUUUCUGUACUGGAUCAUUUCAUAAACACCUUUACAGCAGCUGGUAUCAAACUUGUGUUUUACUUUGAUGGUUUGGUGGAGCCGAAAAAGCGAAGUGAAUGGGUUAGGCGGAGAUUGGAUAAUGGCAAAGAAAUAGCCAAGAUCUUUCGGUUCAUCAAGACCUAUAAGCAGCAGCCCGGGAGAGAAAUGUUCUUUAUUCCAUCUGGGUUGGCUACUUUUACACGCUCCGCCUUGAGGACCCUUGGUCAAGAGACAAUAUGUUCACUGCGAGAGGCAGACUAUGAAGUGGCGUCUUAUGCACUGCAUAACAACUGCAUGGGGAUUCUUGCAGAGGACACAGACUAUCUGAUUUUUGACACUGCUCCCUAUUUUUCUGUCAAAGAGCUCCACUUGCACAGGCUAGAUACAGUGAUGUUCUCAAGGCAGAAUCUCUGCAGCAGGUUGGGCCUCCAUCCAACAGAUCUCCCCCUUCUUGCCUGCAUCCUUGGCACAUACAUAGUACCAGAAAAGGUUAUGGGACGUUUUCGGAAUCAAUGCGUUGCUUCAUACUGUGCAAAAAGCCAGGGCUCUAAUCAAAGGAGUAGCAUGAUUCUAGCCGUGGCAAACUAUAUUUCAUCUAUUUCGCGUUCAUAUGGUAGUUUGAUAGCUUUAGCAGAAACGUUGCCUUUGGAAUCAGACAAAUCCCUACUUUGCAGUGGGAUAGAGUCUUAUCUCCUGCCUGGGCAGCAGUCUCCAUGGCUUCCUUGUGACUUCUCACAUUGCUCAGUGGCAUCAGUCGAACAAGAAGUGCCCCUGUGUUUAGAUCAGGAGAUCCUGCAGAUAGCCAAAGAAAAAUUUGUGAGAGCUGAAAGUCGUGCGUACGCUUUCAUGUGCAGUGGAGAGGAUGAAUGCAGCAACACUUUGGAAGAUGAAGAUGAUACAGAGCUUUCUGGACAGGCACUUAUCUUUCUCCCUGCCCGUCAGCAUAUCUAUUCUCUUCUGCUGGAGUCUGCAAAAGAUGUCAAUGGGACCUACCCUGUAGUAAAGGAGUGGUUUGUGUACGCUGGGAAUUCCCUGAAACAACCAGACUUGGUACAACCCAAGGAACUCCCAGGUGGCACUCCUAGUUUGAGAUCCCUGUGGCUCAGCAGCGGACCCGAGACUGAAAAGCUACGCCAUUGGACAUUUCUGGCAUGCUUUCAACUGCAAGAAAUAGCAGAGGAGAUCCAGGCUCUGGAAGCUUCUGUUGCUGUUGUCUGCUGCUUGUUACUGUACCUCUUCCUACAAGUUGACAGCCUCUCCUUGGAAGACUUGAACGCAUUUCUAGCUCAAACUCUGUGCCUCGAGGGGAAGUCGGCUGCUCAGCUUGCAAACUUGCAGCUUCCUCAGGUUGAUUCAAGAGGCGUCCAGCUUGGCUCUCUCUUCAUACGAGGCCUAGCUCUGAUGAUUAAAGCCAAUAAUACCUGUGGCCUCCCCUUUAAAGCGGAUGACAUAAUGGCGUGGAGUGUAUUUGAUGGAAACCUCUUUCACACAAAAUACCUGCAAGCCCACAAAGGAUGCUCUUUACAUGAUCUUUUGGAAGGCAAUGAAUCUUGGCUUGCCAAGUUUCAGGAUCUGAUGUCCCUUAUUUGCAAAACUUGCUCAGCAAGAGGCAGGAUAAUUCAGAGCAGACAGCGACUGGACAGCUUCGUGUCAGAGAGACCAGGAAGGGGAAGAGGUACUCACUUUCGGAAUCCAAACAGAAUUCCAUCUCGUCCUUAUCGUGAUCAGGGCAGUGACUCUCUGUGGUGGAGAGACCGUCAGCCACCUGGCCAUUCAUAUGAAUCCCAGCCUCCAGGUCGAGGAUAUGGACCAAGACACCAACCUCCCAGGGGACAAAGAUUCUAGGUGGCCCUAGAUGAUUCUCCUCCUGGGUGGAACUGGAGGGAGGAAGAGUGAGAGAGGAAAAGGGGGUCUGAUAAUGUAUGGAAAAUUAAUCAUUAUUAAUCAUUAAAACCAACUGACUGAUUUAUAUUGCUGGAAGAGCAAUUAAGCACAUCCUAGCUUUUAAAAAAUGAGCUGUGUAAUGUAGCUUGCCUUGACCUGAAGAGCUAUGCUUAAAACGCAGCAAUACUUACUAUAGUGAAAGGGAAAAUCUUCAAAAUGGGGUGUGGGCAAUCUUUGAUGUUUCCAGCUCUUACUGAUAUGGGUGCUUUUGUGCCAAUAAAAAAUAAUGAUUUUAUUAGCAGUCA